Aspergillus uvarum CBS 121591 is the source of this 1800-nucleotide messenger RNA. RefSeq names its product myo-inositol transporter. The record is from RefSeq and is a predicted model, not a curated record. NCBI's taxonomy places the organism in Eukaryota, Fungi, Ascomycota, Eurotiomycetes, Eurotiales, Aspergillaceae. Gene Ontology annotation, biological process: transmembrane transport. Bases 1 to 1599 code for a protein of 532 amino acids. Gene Ontology annotation, cellular component: membrane. Gene Ontology annotation, molecular function: myo-inositol:proton symporter activity. The transcript has 4 exons.
AUGGCUGCCGCCGAAGAACUUCCUAAACAGUCAUCAAACGACGAGUUGAAGCCACAAGCGUUUCAUGACGAGGAUCUGGUGGUCGGUGACGGCCUGGAUGACUCCAUUGAGACAACGGUGCCCGGCAAAGCUAUCUGGCUGAUAGCGUGCACUGUGUCUAUGGGGGGUUUCCUGUUUGGCUACGAUACUGGUGUCAUCUCGGCCGUGCUUGUCAGUUUGGGAGAUGAUUUGGGCCAGAUAUUAUCGACCAGUGACCAGGAAUUGAUUACCUCUAUCACCUCUGGGGGGGCCCUCAUCGGUGCGGUCCUCGCUGGCUUGACCUCCGACAAGUAUGGGCGCAAGCUAGCCAUCUACGUUGGCUGUGCUGUCUUCUUCGUGGGGACGGUUUUGCAAGCUGCAUCCUUCUCUCUGGCACAGAUGGUGGUUGGCCGAUUGAUCGUUGGCUUUGGUGUAGGUGAGGCAGCCAUGAUCGUGCCUCUCUACAUUGGAGAGAUGGCUCCAGCCCGGUACCGCGGUCGAAUGAUCGUGUUUGACAACAUCUGUGUGACAUUUGGACAGCUCAUUUCCUAUGCCCUGGGAGCUGCAUUUACCAACGUCUCCCAAGGAUGGCGAUAUACCAUUGCUAUUGGUGCUGUACCAGCUGUUGCCCUCGCAGCUACAAUGCCACUCUGCCCUGAGACACCCCGACAGCUGGUCUCCCAUGGCCGAGACGAGGAAGCCAAGAAGGUCAUCGCGCAGAUAUUCCCUCGGGCAACGGAUCGGCAGGUUGCCGCCAAGAUCCAGGUAAUUCGACAUAGUAUUGAAGAGUCCUCGGUCUCGGUGGCAGAUAAGAGUCUGUGGUGGCAGACCAAACAGCUCUUCACCGUGGGAGAAAACCUACGCGCCUUGAUCACUGCCUGUUCCGUUAUGGCCGUCUCACAACUCGGAGGAUUCAACACGUUGAUGUACUACUCUGCCACACUCUUCUCCCUGGUUGGUUUCAACCAAGCCACAGCCGUAUCCAUUGUGGUUGGGGCAACGAAUUUUAUCUUUGGCUUCCCCAACUUCGCCUUCAUUGAUCGAUUUGGCAGACGAUCAAUGCUGCUUGUCACACUUCUAGGGAUGUCUCUCUCUCUAGUUGUCGUAUCGGUCGUCUUCCAUUGGAUCCCUGUCAACUCGGACCUCAGCUUUUCCGGUCCUCGUGAGAUGACCUGGGCGAGUAUCGUCCUGCUGGUUGCCCUCAUCAUCUACAUUGCCUUCUAUUCUUCUGGCGUCGCUCCCAUCUCGUGGGUUGGUACCGAGUUCCUGCCGCUAGAGGUGCGGGCACUCGGGACCAUGGUCAACACAGUCACUUGCUGGGGUUGUAACAUCAUCAUCUCAUCAACGUUCCUGUCCAUGAUGAAGGGUAUGACCCCAAGCGGAGCCUUUGGCUUCUACGCCGGGAUCUGCUUCCUGGGAUGGCUCUUUGUGGUCUUCUGCUAUGCCGAAGUGCACAACAUGCCCCUGGAAUCCGUGAGGGAGAUCUACACGGACGGCUUCGGAGUCAAAAAGGCCAAAGAAAUCCAAAAACAAUUGAAGCAGAUGCGGCAAGAUGAAGAGAUCGCCAAGCAGACUGAAUAAGCGCCGCACCGGGGAUGCUACACCUUUCUUUAAUUGCGUUAUCUACAAUCGAUCCGAUAUUGGGUCGUCAUUGACAGCGUUUGCGGAGGAAGCACUACUGGUGAGUUACAACUAUUUACAGCAGCUUCUACAGCAGACAUACUAAAUCCAAGCGCGGUAUCUGCGCGACCGGGGCUCAGCGCAACAGACUUGUCUUCCACG